GCCGGAGCCGCCGCGCUCGGGGUGGCGCUGCCGCGCUCGGGGUGGCGCUGCCGCGCGCCGGUGCGCCGUCGCCAUGGUAACCGCAGAAGCCCGGGGCCUAGGGAGCGGGGAUGUAGAAGGUUUGCAGAAGAUUUUUGAGGAUCCUGAGAACCCUCACCAUGACCAGGCCAUGCAGCUACUCUUGGAAGAAGACAUCGUUGGGAGAAAUUUGUUGUAUGCAGCUUGCAUGGCUGGGCAAAGUGAUGUGAUUAGAGCUUUAGCCAAAUAUGGUGUGAAUCUGAAUGAAAAAACCACCAGAGGUUACACGCUCCUACACUGUGCUGCAGCCUGGGGUCGUUUGGAAACUUUGAAAGCACUGGUGGAACUGGAUGUUGAUAUAGAAUCUCUGAACUUCCAGGAAGAGCGAGCUCGAGAUGUUGCUGCUCGGUAUUCCCAGACUGAGUGUGUUGAGUUCCUGGACUGGGCAAAUGCAAGGCUGGCGCUGAAAAAAUAUAUUGCAAAGGUCUCUGCAAUUGUUACGGAUACAGCAAAGGGACCAGGGAAGCUUUUUAAGGAAGACAAGAAUACCAUCCUCAGUGCAUGCCGUAUAAAAAAUGAAUGGCUGGAAACCCACUUAGAAGCUUCCAUUAAUGAGCUUUUUGAGCAGAAACAGCAAUUGGAAGAUAUUGUGACUCCUAUCUUCACAAAAAUGGCUACACCACGUUCAUCAGUUGGGACUGAAAAAGCAAUGGCAAAAGCAAACGUGUCCUUUUGGGUGCAAAAAGAAGGUAACCAGCCUGAUUUACUCUGUGGACGGUCAGCUGACUACAUGCCAACAAAGGGGCAUUUCCCAAUUCUUGUAUGUUCCACUGUUGUUUUGGGAGGACUUCUGAGGGCAUUUUUAAAGAAUUCUGAAGUCAUUGUCUUGACGAUUCUUUCUCUUGUUGGAUUUUUGAUAGGACAACUGGCCUACAAUUUUGUUGAGAUGCACCAAGUCGUCUACCCUCUUCUAAGAACACCAAGUUUUUCACUUUAUUGUUAUUUUUCACCUUUAAUUAUAUUUAUGGCUGCUUUGGAUGUGGACUUCUAUAUUCUCAAGAAUGUGUUUUGGCAGGUUGUGUUAACCGGAUUAAUUAGCUUCUCUAUGGCAUUCAUCGUAAUUGGAUAUGUGGUUCUGAAAUUCAAUAAAGAUUCAUGGGAUUUGCAAUCUUGCCUCCUCUUUAGCAUGACCCUUGGCAUUACAGAUCCUGUUCAUUCUGUGAAUUCACUGAAAACUAUUGGCAUUUCUAAAAUGUAUACUGAUAUCAUUAGAGGAGAAUCAAUGAUUAUCUGUGGCUUCACAUCCAUUUUUUUUGGAGUUUUUCGGAACAACAUACUUAGCAUUUCCAAUUUUAGGGAGUUACAUGUAAUCAUGGGCCUCAGCUUGGACAUUUUGGGAAGCAUAAUAUGUGGAUAUUGGUGUGCAAGGAUCAUUCAGUUUAUAUUGACUGACCUGUUCAGCAAUACACUGACCAGUAUCGUUCUUUGUAUCUCAAUGGUGUACUUGACUUUCUACAUUGUGGAAUUUUUGGGAAUGUCAGGUAUGGUUGCUUUAGUCGCUGUAGGACUAAAUUUGGAUUCCUUAAGCUUUAAACCGAGGAUCGAGUUAAUAAUUACUAAGUUUCUAAUAAUGUUUUCAUGUGUAUACCAACAUUUAAUAUACACUUUCUUUGGCAUUGUCAUUGGAUGUGGAGAAAUCAAGUAUUUUCAGUUUCACACUUUAGUUUUCAUGUUCAUCUUAUUUGCAACAGUGAAUUUUGUAAGGUUACUUACUGUUGUAUUAGUGAGCCCUAUUCUGAGGCAUUCAAAUUAUGAGUAUAAUUGGAGAUGGGGAAUUGUUAUAGCAUGGUCUGGAAUUAAAGGAGUUUUUAGCUUACUCUUGGCUCCUGAUAUUCAUAAUCUGGCUGAACAAAAAGUAGAGUCACCACAGCUGUUUAUAUUGUAUGUACAAGUAAUAUCAUUAAUGACUAUGGGAAUAAAUUCAUACAUGAUGACUUAUUCAGCCAGGACAUUAGGUUUGUGUGCCAUCUCCCUUCCAAGACAAAUGGCCAUGCAAAAUGCCAUUAAGCACAUCCAGGAGAUAAUACAGAACAGAAUAACUUUAUUUAAAACAGAAAAAAUUUUGACAAACGUUAACUGGACCUUAGUAGAAGAAAAAACAAAGAUUGAAUACAUCAUUCCUUUUCCUCAUGUUUCAUGUGAUAAAAAAGUGAAGGAGGAGUCCCCAACAGAUGAAGUUUUAAUAGAAGAGGCCAGAUUGCAUGUAGCUAUAAUACAAAUGAGUAGCUUUGAAAAACAGUGUAACGAUGGAGUCCUCAGUGUAGAGGCAGCCCGGACAUUAAUUGGUGCAACCAAAAGCUAUUGCCACAUCCAAGGAAAAUUCAUGAGUAUUUAUGAUGUUUCAACUUAUGUAAGAGCUAGAAGUUGGCUUAUGAAGUUUAAAAACAUAUUAACUUUCUUGGAAUAUCAUAAAGAUAAGGCAUCUCUUUCUCUAUAUGGGAAUAAUGAAUUUCUGAUUUUUAUAUAUCGCAUUGUAUUUUCAGAAGAAUUUGAAUAUGCCAGACAUAUUAUAGGAAUAAUGUACAUUUAUCCUAUGAUAAUGCAUCUAUGGCCAAUGGCAAGAGAAUUAAAUGUGUCAGCACUGAUAUUAGUAAACUACUACUUUGUAUUUUUAUAUCUGUUAGAAUCAGCAUUGAAGAUAACAAUUUUGAAAAGCAGAUAUUUUCAUCAACAUUGGAAUACUUUGGAAUUUUUUAUCGUGCUUAUUGGAAUCGUUGAUAUAUUUUGUAUAUACUUUGUCAGAUUGAGACCAGACCACUUGGUUCUUAUUCAAUUUACAGUAAUAAUAGGUUAUUUCAGAGUAAUUAGAUUUAUUCCUCUUAUCAAGGUACUAAUACCACUGCUGAUGAAUAUUGUAGAUGUGCAGAUCAAAAAGCGCCUCAGCUUGAUGUAUAGUAUUACAAAAGGCUAUGUCAAAAGUCAAGAGGAUACCAAGUUUUUAAUAAAACAGAUUUCUAGCCGAGAAUCAAUAAAUCAGAAAUUAUAUGAAAUUUUGGAAACCAACAAACGAGAUGCUGUCAAAGAACUAGGACUCAUAGAGCAUGAGGGUCGUGAUGUUGUCAUUGCUUUGAAGACUAAGCAGGCAAUCCGGAACGUGAUUGCUAAAGCUCUGAAAAGCCUCACCUUCCUUUGGUCAAGAGGCAUUAUUGAUAAACAUGAGGGCAUUGAGAUGAAUAAGGUGCUUCUUGCAAAAAUAAAAUCACUGAAUAACUUUCCAAUGGCAAUUCCGCCCCCUACUCCUGACAAAUAUCUUCAUAAUAUCAUUUGGCUAGAAAAUAAAGAUGUUCUCAUUGAGUUCUUCAAGGAGAGAGCCAAACUUGCCUAUUUUGACUAUGGAGAUGUCAUUUGUAAAGAAGGUGAAAUGCCACAAGGAAUCUACUUAAUUAUUUCAGGAAUGGCGAUCUUGCAGAGUUCACCUCCUACCUUUGGAAUAGACAGGAGCCUAAGCGCUGAUAGAGAGUCCACGACCAGGUUUACAGAGUACUGUACUAGUGGAGACAUAAUUGGAGAGUUGAGCUGUCUGCUUAAGCGUGAAAUUGAAUAUACUGCCAUCUGUGAAACUAUUUUACAGGCUUGCUUUAUCUCCCUGGAGGAUUUAUAUGAAGGCUUUGAUGUCUUCUGGCCAUCCCUGGAAUAUAAAAUAUGGCUGAAGCUUGCUCUCAGUAUUGCCUAUCAGUAUUUUGAAUCAAGUCUCAUUGAUGAGGACUUAAAGUUUCAGAAGUGCGUGGCCCUCAAUCAUGCAUAUGUGGAGACUUUAUCAAGCUAUAACGAAAUGACUGUUGAUAACGUGAACAUGAAAUUCGUUAUUCUUGUAUACGGCAGUGUUAUUGAUACUAAGACAGAGGUACCAUAUCUUGCACCUUGCAUUUUACCUAAAACCUGUGAACAGGUGCAGGGAACUUCAGAUUUAAGCAAGCUGCUGGUUAUCCAAGCACCUGCGCCUGCCAAAAAUAAUAAUAAUGCCAAGGUCACAGUCAACACCAGUCUUGGAAUGACCAGGAGAGACUAUCACUGGAAGAGAAAAAAUGAGUUGGAAACUGGAUCCCAUUUUAGAAAAGGACAUUAAUGGCACUUAUGUGAUACGUGGAGUCAGGUUAAAGACCGAGCUAAUAUCCUGACUCAAGUGCUGAAAGACUGUCUGGCAAGGAGUUUACUUAGAAGUUGCUAAAACAACUUACUGCUGCAUUUAUUUUACAAGCAAUUGAUGGACUGCUGCAAGAGCUCUAAUUUUAAGUAGUUGCAUUAUACUUAAGAUAUUCAAAAUCCCUCAGGAUAAUAUAAGAUAUCCUA
Molecule: messenger RNA, 4368 nt
Organism: Balaenoptera acutorostrata (minke whale)
Lineage: Eukaryota; Metazoa; Chordata; Mammalia; Artiodactyla; Balaenopteridae
Product: ankyrin repeat domain-containing protein 45
Exons: 32
Coding region: 74-4144 (1356 amino acids)
Biological process (GO): proton transmembrane transport
Cellular component (GO): membrane
Molecular function (GO): protein binding; sodium:proton antiporter activity
Source: RefSeq, a predicted model, not a curated record